Malassezia vespertilionis is the source of this 1458-nucleotide messenger RNA. RefSeq lists its product as uncharacterized. NCBI's taxonomy places the organism in Eukaryota, Fungi, Basidiomycota, Malasseziomycetes, Malasseziales, Malasseziaceae. The record is from RefSeq and is a predicted model, not a curated record. Bases 1 to 1458 code for a protein of 485 amino acids. The transcript has a single exon.
AUGGCUGGCAGUGUAGCUAGGCUAGCGGUGCGUUCCUACAUGCCGCUCGUUUGGCGUGCACCCAUGCCUUUGUAUGCACAUGUUCGCCAUACCUUGCCUACACCAAGCAUUGCACGAUACACCACCGAGACCGCGCAGCCCGAAAAGCCCAAAACGAAACCCCCACGCGGCACGAUUACAAUCAAAGGCGGCAUCCUUUUCCUCGCCCUGUCAUCUCUGGCAAUUGCAUUGACUGUCUACGGUGUAUGGGAGUAUAUGGCUGCAUUCCGCAUUUGGCCCAAAGAGCUACGCGGCCCGCUGCGUGCAGCCAUCAAGGCGCGCAAUCGCGGCAAGCUGCAACGCAGUGCCAAGCACUUCCGUGAGGCCCUCGAUAUUGCACGCAAAAUCGAUCCCGAUCGACUUGGUGCAGACCCCGUAUUGAAGACGUCUGGUAUCGCAAUUGCCCUAGCCGCUGUCCUGGAAGAGUCGGGGCAAUGGCAAAAGGCAACGCUCAUCUACAUUGACGCGCUCGACGAAGUUUUGCAGCGUGGUAACUUUGUGCAGCAGACGCCACGGGAGCGCACGCCGCAGGAGCGCAUGCGCAGCGUUGCGCUUGCCCAAAAAAUUGGCGACCUUGCGCAAGGACCGGGUGGAGAAACUUCGCCGCGCUUUGAUGGUGCGAGCGUCACAAAGCUCGAGCACCCGGCCGAGGGUUACUUGGUAUGGAGUGUAGAAGAGCUCCUGCGCCUACUACAGAUCCAGCAGCACCACACGAAUGAAAAAGGCCCGCUUUUCCUUUCUGAGCUGCAACUUCCUGGCUGGAUAAACACGACGGACAUCGGCGCGAGCGUCGAGGCGCUCGGGGCAUUUUAUGCUGGUCACGACAUGGCCGAGUAUGCCGUGCCUCUUUAUCUUCAAGCACUCUCUAUCCUGCUCCCUGUCAAGGAGCAAAAGCCCGCUGGAAACGAGCGCGCUACGCCAACUGUUGCAGACCGUUGCCGCGCUGCGAUCCUGAUGAACAAUAUCAGCCAGGUGCUCGCGCAGGGUAAAGUUCCUGCGCUUCCCAAGGAUGCACCGGAGCCGAAAAUGCCACCGCUCGAGCAAGCCAUUGCGUGGGCAACUAAAGGCAUGGACCUUGUCACCAUCACCUCGCACCGCGCGGGCUUUUUGCAGGAGCUGCCAGAGGACGAGCGCAACUGGCUUCUCCACUUUAGCGGCUUUGACCCUGCCAAGAUCGAGCCUCCUGCCGGAGAAGUGCAUGUGCUAAACGAGGAGCGUUUGGUACAGGUCAAGCACCAGUGCCUAGGCGCGCAGUUUGUCCUGCUCUACAACCUUGGCAUGUUCAACCAGAUGCGCGGCGAGAAAGAUAUUGCUCGUGGCCUUUUCCAGCACGCAAUGCAUUAUGCUGACGUGCUGCGUCUUCGCGAGGCGCGCUUGCAAUGUGCAAAGUCACUUGCACGCUUGGACCGCGCGUCGUAG